Molecule: messenger RNA, 2036 nt
Organism: Suillus paluster
Lineage: Eukaryota; Fungi; Basidiomycota; Agaricomycetes; Boletales; Suillaceae
Product: Mak10 subunit, NatC N-terminal acetyltransferase-domain-containing protein
Exons: 15
Coding region: 75-2036 (653 amino acids)
Biological process (GO): N-terminal peptidyl-methionine acetylation
Cellular component (GO): NatC complex
Source: RefSeq, a predicted model, not a curated record
CAUCUUGUCACUACUGAGUGCAGUCUGAACUGAUACUCUGCUUUACUGACGUCGAUUGCCGGCUCCGCGGCCACAUGAAGUACGAUCCCCUCGUGGACCUUCCUGGCGGCGACAAUUUCCAUGACGUGACGGCGUUAUUUGAAGAUGCUGCUGAAGACAUGGAACCCGGGGCUCUCGUGCUGGCUGAAGGGUUUACUCUGCAGGAUGCAAUGUCGUCGUUCGAAAUAGGCGAACCACGCUUCGACAGCGGCUUGGCGCUACUGGACAAAACUAAGCCUUCUUUCAAUCCUCUCGCCCCGCUUACUCCGGAGGAAGUAUGCUGGAUCAUUGAUCGCUCGUUUUCCUGCGAGAUGGAAUGGCACUCCGGUUACACUCUUUCGCAAACCAUAUUUUCAUUCCUUUAUGUUCACUCCUUGAAAGACAUUGAUCCUGAUCUUAUCCCCGGAGGCUCACCGCCACCCUCAGACAACUUGCGUCCGCCAGAGCUAAUCUCAGUCGUUCUAAGGGCGGCUGUGUUCGGCCUUCUCAAGUGUUGUGACCUGUCCUGGAGGGAGCUAAAUAAAGGGAACGUGCACGAUGCGGAGGACUGGCAAAGCGAGAAAUGUGAUGUUGCCCUCUCCGAGGCACUACCCGUCAAAUACGUCUGCAAGGUGCUUGAUGAAGCGUGUCAUUGGCUUGAGACCUCGGCCAAAGUUCAGCAACCCUGGAAAGCUAUGCUUGUGGAUAGAUUAAAGUUUAGGAAGUCGCUGAUUGAGUUGUUUGAGACACAAUUGUCUCAAGCUCACUCCAAUUUGCUUCCGACGAUGAUCAAUCUAAGCCUGCAGUUACUGCAUCCUAUCAUGACAGCAACUCCGUCAGAACCUGCGCCAGACUCUCCGGCCCGUCUUGCAUUUGAUCCUCAUUUUGCUCGUGUUCUUGUGUCGUUCAUCCCCUUGCAUGUCAUAGAGCUACCCGAUCAAGCUCAUACAUGGGCUUCGCUGGAGGGGCUGUUGACUUCGCUGAAGAACGUCAACAAUCUGGCAAACACGGCUGAACUGUCGACAUGGGAGAUUGCUGGUCAUCUACAGUUGUGGUGUCCACGAUCCCAUAGUCGGUUUCCAUACGUGCGUUCAAUCACACAGUCUGCGUUCUGGGACGGCGUCCUUGUACUCAAUAAAUUUGCGAUGAAGCAUAUCGUAGUCCAGUUUUUCCGUGAAACCCUGGACACUUCCUACGACGGCUUCACACAAGCUAUCAGGACAAGGUGGCAAGGUCCGGCGCCUCCACCACUUGCACACAUUGAACGCACCAUGACGCAGAUAAUGAUGGCGCACAUCAAGGCGCUCUGGUACAACCCACCACGGCGGCGCCGAUUCUGCGCAAAGUCGCUAUUUGACUGGCACGACCUAUUCGCUGUGUUAAUGGAUGUGUCUGUGCACCUUGCGCCCUUGCAAGACCAAAAGCAUGACCACGUGCGUCGCGCCAAGAUGGCCGUGCUGAUGUAUAGGCUGUCUGUAAUCCGCGAAGUUAUUUUAUCUGGAUUCCAACUGUCCCUUUACACAAACGAAGAGCGUGUAUUUGCGUACUGGUAUGUUGUGCAGGUGCUUGAGAUGCACUUGGCCUGCAUAGAUCAACUUAUGCCAGGCAUGUCGCGUGGCUCAAAUGCCUACUGCGAGCUGAGGUAUCAGUCGCAAUUCCUCACGGCACUACAGUCUCUCUCAAUCGCUGUCUUCUCUAUCACGGUCAAACAAACGACCUUCUCAUGGCGACGUACGAGGCUCAACUUCUUGCGGCGCUACAAGUGGGCUUUUAUGCCCGAGUAUGAAGAUCUUGAUCUGCAGCCGUUCGGACAUCCCAGCUUCACCAAAUUUGCUGCUGCGUGCGAGGCCAUGCAAAAGGCAAGCUGUUCACAAAGUUUUAUCGUGUUCGUUAACACACAACUCCCUUCGACCGAGCAGCCCUUGACGACAUGGGACGCGAAGACUUUUAAGUGGGAUGUGGAUGUUCACCCCUGGUUUCCAGUUAUCUCUGGAUCCCCUCCAGCGCCGCCACGAUAG